Molecule: messenger RNA, 1605 nt
Organism: Leishmania major strain Friedlin
Lineage: Eukaryota; Euglenozoa; Kinetoplastea; Trypanosomatida; Trypanosomatidae
Exons: 1
Coding region: 1-1605 (534 amino acids)
Source: RefSeq, a predicted model, not a curated record
AUGGAAUGCGCCGACACUGUGCUUCUCAUCGCGUCCUACUUGACGAAGAAGGAACUCAUGGCACUGAGCGGAGUCUCACAUCUGUGUCGGAAGAUCGUCAGCGACUCGUUCAUAUCGUAUGAAGAGAAGAAGUACUUGGUGUGGCCGUGCCUGAAAGACGACUACGUCGAGCUUGCUCCACCUAGUCAGAUUUUGGCCCUCGGUGUUCUGGAGAAGGAGCAGAGGCUUCUGGUGCUCGUGCGCAGCGGCACAGACACAUCCAGAAUCGACGAAAUGGAAUGCUACUUGUACACCCAGCUGGUGGACGACGACGGGUGCGUGGUGGAGCACCAAAAGGAGCUUCCUGCCUGCUUUGCCUUUCCAUCCUCGCUCGUGCAUUUUAGCGGGAAUCGGUACCUCCUAUGCAAAACGCGCGAAGGGGAUUUGCACGUGUUUGACUGCCUCAUCGAGGCCAUGGUCGAGGUGCCGGUCGGGACAGACGGCUUUUACGCGUCUCCCGACGGCGAUCACUUUCUGCUCGACUACAAUCGCCACGUCUUCUUCUGCACCGCCAGCGUUCACAUUGCGUGCUGGUGGGAGAUGACCCCAGUCGACCUCAAGCGGCAUGGGGGCACCUAUAACGCAGCGUCGAACCUGCCGCCGUCCGCCCUCGUAGCGACCCACCUGCGCGCGCAGAUUGUGCCGUUGCCUGAUCCCUUCAGCAGCUGCGCUAACAGCACCAGCGGCAACGCCCCCGCGCACGUGGAUACGACCCACCCGGCGCCACCCUUGCACUUUUACCUGGGCACCAGCAGCGCCGCCUGGCGAACGUUUUGGAUGGGCAGCAGCUCUGCUCUGUGCGCCAAUGAAGACGGCGUGAGUCUGCUCAAGACCGGCAACUACCCUGAAAUGGUCGCGGAACGACUGACUUCUCUUUCGCCCUCGUGCUCGGACUUUGUGGACAGGAGCUGCGGAGACGUUUACGGCACCCCAUGCAAGGAUCGUGACGAGUACGCCGUGAUGAACUGCCGAGAGGUGCGACUGCACACAGUAAGCUACUGGCCAAAUCGGCGGCCGACAACCGAGGUGCGGGCCAUCGACCUGAAUGCCAUUGUCCCGAGUCGAGCAACCAUCAAGAGCGUCCGCAUCGCCGUGAGCCGCGUCACUUAUCUCGUCUACAUGCAGCACCAAGGCCUGGACAGGGUGCUGCUGCUCUCCUCCGAUCUCACGCUGACGCGGUGGAUCUCAAUUGGGCAUUCAUCGUGCUAUGUACUGUGGCGUCAGCAGGUAUCACUCGUCACAGCGAGCCUCUCGGACGGCGCUGGCGACAACUUCCAUCCGCUUGUGGAGGCGGUGGAGGGUGGGCUCGGCUGCGUUUAUACGUUCGGGAUGCGGCUGCCCGAAGUCUCGUCUACAGCCGCGGCGGAUCCGUUUGUGACGACCGUCAAGGUCACCUCAGCCGUGGACGGCGGCGUUGGCCCCGCUGGAGCAGGCCGCUUCUUGAUACUACCGCAUUCUAUCACAGGUGUAGAGGCGCUCUCCUGGAUGGCGUUCGGUGUCGUGUCCUCCUCGCUGCUAUGGACGGUAUCAGCGCUGUGCUACAAUGGCUGGUGGUUGCACUUGUAG